CAUGAAAGUUCUGGAGAGUGGAAAACGUGCAGGUAGGAGUCUUUAAGGGCCUGUGGUGGACCAGAAGAGGAUCAGAUUAACAAGAGUGACUCCUCAGUUAAUUAACAGAUCUAAACAGUAACUAUAGUAAUUAAGGGCAGGUUAUAUCAGUAUGGCUUUACUGUGUUAUAACAGAGGUUGUGGAGAAAGAUAUGAUGAGGAUAAGAACUCAGAUGAUGCAUGCCAUUAUCACCCUGGAGUGCCUAUUUUCCAUGAUGCCCUGAAGGGCUGGUCCUGCUGCAAGAAGAGAACUACAGACUUCUCUGAGUUUCUCUCAAUCAAGGGCUGUGUUCGCGGGCGACACAGUAACGUAAAACCAGAGGAACCACUGAAGCCAGAGGUGAAGUCUGAUAAAGGAGAACAGAAGAUCCACAACAGUGAGGAGAUCAUCUACCAGGGUCCCAAAUCUGCUGAGGCUCUGGAAAAAGAGAGGCCCAGCUCAGACGAGCCCAAAUCCAAGCUGAAGGUGAAGGUUUCACCCUCUUUGACUCAGAUCCUGGAGAAAAUGGAAAUCAGUGAGAAAAAGAAGCAAGAAAUCAUUGAGAGCCAGAGUGUCAUAGUUGGGACUAAGUGCAAGAACAAAGGAUGCAAAUCAAUGUACCAGUGUCCAGAAACAGAUGCUGAGAUUUGCACAUAUCACCCAGGAGCACCAGUCUUUCAUGAAGGAUACAAAUACUGGAGCUGCUGCUGUAUAAAGACCACUGACUUUAAUGCUUUUCUGGAUCAAAAGGGCUGUACUACAGGCAAACACUGCUGGUUCCAAAAACAGGAUAAGAAAAAGGUGGCAUGUCGGUUUGACUGGCACCAGACGGGAAACCAGGUAGUGAUCACCAUAUAUGCCAAGAACGCCAGCCCUGAUCAUUCCUAUGUUGAGGCUAACCAGACAUCGCUGACGUGUCAUAUUCAGUUUGAGAAUGAUAAGGCGUUUCACAAAGAAAUUCAUCUGUGGGGGGUUGUUGAUGUUAAAAACAGCAUCGUGAACAUGGUGCCCUCUAAAGUGGAAGUGACCUUAAAGAAGGCUGACCCUGUGUCAUGGGGUAAACUGGAAGAUCCCAAACACAAACCUGAACCAGAGGUGACGGACGACGUCACCACAGAACAAGCAGAUGAGAAACCAGAAUGGUACAUUUCUGAUGAUGACAUCAGCGACUCAGAUUGGGAGGACGACGAGGACAAGGGACAGAAAAAGGGCGAGAAAAUAAACGAGCAGGAUAUGGAUGGCCCUCCGAUGCUGGAGGAGCCCCAGCUUGUGCCACCAGAAAAAUAAAGACCAUCUAUUGCCAUACAGGAACAAUGUCAGUGAUGUUUUUUCAUAACAAGAUGAUUUUAAUAUUGGGAUGGAAUGUGUAUGAUGGUAAACUUUUAUAUAAUUUCUGGAAAUAUGCUACAAGGUUUUCAAAUCUGAUAUGCCAAUAAAGGUUACAUAACCAGUA
Molecule: messenger RNA, 1472 nt
Organism: Trichomycterus rosablanca
Lineage: Eukaryota; Metazoa; Chordata; Actinopteri; Siluriformes; Trichomycteridae
Exons: 11
Coding region: 152-1306 (384 amino acids)
Source: RefSeq, a predicted model, not a curated record